CUGUGGCUCAUUUUUUGUUCCUCUGGGGAGGAGGCACACACCGUUUCGUACCGGGAGUGGCCACCGCAGUACUUGUUCAGACCAUUGUGAGUGAAGUCUUUAUCAGCUGUGAAGUCCGAAGCAGUGGCUGCAGAGAUUCAGGAGAACAUUUGACAGCAGAUGAGAAGAAAAAAGAUCCUACACAACAUACAUACAUCCAGGAGGAACCGUCUGCCUUGCGUGCACAGCUUCCCGAUGAAGUGGCUGUGACCCAAAGUGGACACACAUGAGGGGUAAGUGCCAACCGCCCAACCGACCAAAACAAAACAUAGGAUAGAGGAGAAAACAACCCAGCGGUCUCUUAUUAUGCCUUCCGGUGGCAAUAAAAAGUCGCCCAGCGGAGGAGGAGGAGCAAGCAAGGGAAGACAGCAACCGUUCGAGUCCAAGAAGUCCAAAUCGGCGGCCGCCAAGGCAAACGGGAAUGACAAAGUUGCCGCCACCGUUGAAGCCGUUCCCGCCGACGAGGACAUCAACUCUGGGUUUGGCCAAUAUCUCCGAUCGCCACAGGCUAUCGAAAUGAUGAGACUGUUUGUAAUUGCCAACACCUUGGUGGUGAUUCUCACGAUGGCGUGGCCCCAAAUGAAGCAAUCUUACCAGAUUAUCCUGUCACUUUUUGCCGCUGAUGGAGAUGAGGAUGAUUUUUAA
This is a messenger RNA of Toxorhynchites rutilus septentrionalis, 684 nucleotides long. RefSeq lists its product as uncharacterized. The transcript has 3 exons. The coding region runs from base 346 to 684 and encodes 112 amino acids. The record is from RefSeq and is a predicted model, not a curated record. Lineage: Eukaryota; Metazoa; Arthropoda; Insecta; Diptera; Culicidae.